Fusarium odoratissimum NRRL 54006 is the source of this 2209-nucleotide messenger RNA. RefSeq lists its product as uncharacterized. Gene Ontology annotation, molecular function: DNA-binding transcription factor activity, RNA polymerase II-specific. Gene Ontology annotation, biological process: positive regulation of transcription by RNA polymerase II. NCBI's taxonomy places the organism in Eukaryota, Fungi, Ascomycota, Sordariomycetes, Hypocreales, Nectriaceae. Bases 433 to 1947 code for a protein of 504 amino acids. The record is from RefSeq and is a predicted model, not a curated record. The transcript has 2 exons.
UGCCUCAGGCAGUUGCAUCUACCGAGCCGUGCCCCUCCAAACUCUCAACGUGUCCUCAAGAGAUAAAGAGGGCCUGCCCGCUCCUACCAAGUUGACCUUUCCAUUCCCAAACCGACAAGCACCCAGCAAUUAAGGUCGCUAAUACAGAGUGAACACCUGUCCUCUUCCUCUUGAAGCUCCUUUCCACAUCGUCAUCACCAUCACCUGACCUGACUCAUAGUUGAUCAAGGCAGACGUAAUCAAAGUCUAGUCACUGACUCACACUUUGGCCAAGUCUUGUGAUGGUGGAACAUCGCUGCCUGCGCCUCAUACAUCUCUAAUAACAGCUACUUAUCCCCAUAAUAUCCGUUGCUGUAUCUGAAUUUCAGACCCAAUUCCAGAUUCUCCAUCCAAACAAACCACACACCUAAUCACACACAAACAAACACAAACAUGGAGCAACAAGGGUCACCAGCUUCCCAAUUCUUCCAGUCUCCAGCCGAGUCUCUCAUGUCAGCUCCUGAAGAUGCCUACACAUCACUCUUCGCCGCUACCACCCCUAGCGCAGCUUCAACAGUGAACCCCAUGGACAUGUUGACACCAAAGUCCUACAACGAUGACUCUCUACUACCGAUGAUCAAGCAGGAGGAGGGCGUUGCAUCAACACCAAGCCCUUCUCCAGCCCCUGAGAAGAAGACCACCAAGAAGAGAAAGUCAUGGGGCCAAGUCCUUCCCGAGCCCAAGACAAACCUCCCUCCUAGAAAGCGAGCCAAGACCGCUGAUGAAAAGGAGCAACGCCGAGUUGAACGCGUUCUACGGAACCGCCGCGCGGCCCAGUCCUCUCGUGAACGCAAGAGGCAGGAGGUUGAGCAGCUCGAGAAGAGGAACAAGGACCUCGAGGCUGCCAUUCAACAGGCUGAGCAGAUGAACGCCCGGCUCAUGGAUGAGCUUGCACAGAUGCGAAAGGCGAAUGGUCUUCCCCCUCUGUCACAGGAGCUCUUCAGCCCCCAAACAACACACCAGCCAACGGAGACCACGGUGUCUCCCAACGCCACCGUCGACCCCAUGGCACUAUCCCCCUGCCUAUCACCCGUCCCCGAAGAAUCUGAAGAGAUCCUCCAACAGGAGCCGGCCAAAGAGACAAUCCUGGAACAGUCUGAAAACACUUCUCCCGACCUGACACAACGUCCUGCUGCGAUGUUGUCCGACCUGCAGUGUCACAUGUCGGCGGAGGUGUCGAAGAUGUUCCAGUCCCAGUCACCCACAACCUUGACUCAGCCAACAUUGGCCUGGCUCCUGCCACUUCAGAUGACACUCUUUUCAGCUGCGGUGGUUCUGAAUUUCUGUCAACGUCCCUUGACACAGAUCGCUAUCUCAUUGAAAGCGGGCAUCUCUCUUCACCCUUCUCCUCAGCUACUGACGAGCCUUAUCUGGACUUUGACACGUCCCCGUUCAAUCUCGACAACAGCUUCAACGACGAAUUGUACAACACCUUCAUCAACGACACCGACAACGGCAUCACGGCAGAGCUCCAGAAGCCAACCGACGACGCCGCUGCGAUCCUCAGCGACGAGUUCCGCUUCUACGAACUUGAGAAUCAAGUCUCUUCGGAAAAUCCUAUCCAGCAGCCCCUCCCUGGCGCGUCCUCUAACGGAUGCGACGUUGGUGGCAUUGCGGUUGGUGUCUGAGGGACGCGAUGACAGGGUCGAGAAGUCGGAGCGCGAGACUGAGGAUUCGCGCGGCCAAGACGAGUUGGUAAGGUGUUUCUCCGAGAUUACUUUGCCGUCGCGUGAACUAUUGUUGACACUCCUCUGGGCCAUCCGCACAGAGGAGGCCCGAAUUCAGCGUGAAGCUGGCGAGGUCCUCGACCCUGAGACUCGCUCCCCACUACGUGUAGAUCAACCAAGCAAGAAGGCUGCUUUGUCAGUGAUAUUGGAGGAAGAGAACAAUCGGGUACAGACAUUAUGAGAGUUAUAUCCAUGAUGAUCUACCGUAAUGUGAUAAUGUUUUGAUUUGGGAAAAAAACGGUGCAAGGCGCAAAGGAUCAAUGUCCCAGGGGGGACUGGCAAUAAAGCCCAUCAGUUAAAUCUUUUGUGUAACAAUACAACGAACGCUCAAAGAAGCGUAUGACCAACACUAUCUGUUCUAUUCCCGUGAUAAUUGCCUUUGCCUUGAAUGCCGACUUGGCUGUUGCCUCAGUUUGUGAUACUCAUUAAAACGAUAUUGACAC